UCUUCUUCUCUGUUCCGUUCCUGACUUAAGCAAACUCUUUGCCCUUCUUCUCGACGACGGUGAACGUCGAAGUGAAAGAUUACAGCGAUGAACUUCUCAACGAGGCUCGCUGAUAAACUUCCCGGUAUCUUACCGGCGCCGUCUUCUCCGCUCCUGCGUAAAGGAUUCCCUGAGUUAAGAUCCUUUUCAAUUGCAAACCACAGUAGAAGAUUGAGAUGGGGAUUGCAGAAGAAGAUGGUUUGGAGUUUGCAGAGAGCAGAACUCUGUGUAGUGAGCAAUUCAUGCAUAGUUCAUCCAGCAAACGAAGCCUAUGCACAAGAAGCUAUCGAAGCAAUCAAAUCCGAGAAAGUUAUCGCUGUGCCAACCGAUACGCUUUAUGGAUUCGCUUGUGAUGCUUGUUCUUUAGAAGCAGUUAACCGGAUAUAUGAGAUCAAAGGCCGUAAGCUUACAAGCCCUUUAGCCAUCUGCGUUGGCGAUGUAUUAGAUAUCAAGAGAGUUGCUACCACAAACCACUUACCUCACGGUUUACUCGACUCGCUCUUGCCCGGUCCAGUCACUCUCGUACUUCAACGAGGUGAGUCAAGCAUUCUUGAAAGGUCUCUAAACCCAGGGAUUGAUACUAUUGGAGUACGGGUUCCAGAUUGUGAAUUCAUUAGGGAAGUAUCGAGAGGUUCAGGCAGUGUGUUGGCUCUUACAAGUGCUAAUCUAAGCGGUGAUAGAAGCAGCGUUUGCGUUAAUGAUUUCGAGAAUCUUUGGCAGCAUUGUGCUUAUGUCUAUGAUGGUGGUUUGCUUCCAUCGGGCCGUGCGGGAUCGACCAUAGUCGAUCUGACUAAAGUGGGAAAGUAUAAGAUCAUUAGACCUGGAAGCGCGAAGCAAGCAACAGUGGCGAUUCUUGAGAAGUAUUUGCUGGAAGAAGAAGAAGAAGACUGUUAAGAGAAGAAUGCUGGCUAAACUCUGAUAUGAUUUCCAAGAAUCUGAGGUUUUUGCUUUAGUUCUUUACUCGAUUUUUGGUAUUUGUUUAAGAUAUCAGAUAUGUAUGUGUAGUGUAAUACGAGAAGAUUGUUGAUUUUGAGCGUAUGCCAGCUUCAAUUUUUCGUGGCACGUAUGUGUAAUUCAAAGGGUAUUAGAGAACCGUUGCGUAAUUUUCACUUAUAUCUCUUAUUGAUCCAUUUGGAAAACGAACAAAAAAAGUUUGAAG
Eutrema salsugineum is the source of this 1198-nucleotide messenger RNA. Its product is annotated as yrdC domain-containing protein, mitochondrial. Gene Ontology annotation, biological process: regulation of translational fidelity. The coding region runs from base 88 to 933 and encodes 281 amino acids. Lineage: Eukaryota; Viridiplantae; Streptophyta; Magnoliopsida; Brassicales; Brassicaceae. Gene Ontology annotation, cellular component: cytoplasm. The record is from RefSeq and is a predicted model, not a curated record. The transcript is spliced from 5 exons. Gene Ontology annotation, molecular function: tRNA binding; nucleotidyltransferase activity; double-stranded RNA binding.